Colletotrichum godetiae is the source of this 1497-nucleotide messenger RNA. RefSeq lists its product as uncharacterized. The record is from RefSeq and is a predicted model, not a curated record. The transcript has 3 exons. NCBI's taxonomy places the organism in Eukaryota, Fungi, Ascomycota, Sordariomycetes, Glomerellales, Glomerellaceae. Bases 385 to 1035 code for a protein of 216 amino acids.
AUGUGCAUUGAUUAACGACCCAUCAUCGAGCUUGCCAAGAUGAAGAAGUUGAACAUCCGGGUUCUGUUUCUUCCCGGGCUUCUCAAGAUCCCGAAAUUACAGAGGAUGGUCUUCAACUUUGAAGUACGUGCAGAGAGGGAACAAUCAACGCGCUUACUCCUUUCAACGUCAGUAGCGUUGUGGUAUUGACAUCGAUUAACCAACAACAAAGGCAGGCCCGAUGAGUAUCAACUGGAAACAAAACCCAUGGCUGUUUGAGCGAGCAAUUCUAUCUAUGCAAUACAAAGAGGUUACAGACAAAGACUAGACCUCGGUCUCUGAUAUUUCACAAACACAUUGUCUCGGACAAUGUGCACAAUUACCGCUGCUGGCUAGGAGAUAAUAAUGAAGCCACUCGCCGACAUCCACAAGGAGAUUCAAGCCCGCUAUUCCUACACGCAACUUUUUAGAAGUCCCUUUGCCGCCUUUUCUUGCGGUUAUCUAAGACAAUGGACUGUCUACCGGCACCCAACGAAGUUGAACGAAGUUCAAGACAAGAGCCAUUGCCGAUUAAACCGUGUACUAUCUUUGUCUCGACACUAUUUCGGGGAAGAACUCGUGGAUGGGGUCCGCUUCAAGCGCGAGGUAGACGAAAUCGACGUCAUGAUACGAAUGUUCAGAGCCGCUGGCGAGGGUCGGCUCGACGGCUUGAUGAAGAAUAUUCUAAACAAACACGGUGUUGGUGUUAAGUAUCAUGUUCCUGAUUGGAUGCGCAGAGCGGCGAAGAAGCUGCAUAGACUAGCCGACGACUCUUCAUUCCGGAAAUGGCAACGGAGGCGUCGGCGCAAGGCUAUGGAUACAGUUGAGAGGCGCCUAGCAAAAGCCGAAAUGUUCCGAAUGACGUUUCUGAACAGCGAAUGGAAAACUGGGCUCAGAAGAGAACCCCUAUUUUACCUUGGUGUAUACCAGAAUGAAAACUUUGGCCGACAAACGCGAAUUGCUUUGUACUUUCAUUCCGAGACUGGAGGUGUAUUGAUUCCCGCACCAUGUACCUGACCCGUAUGCAACAGUAUCGGGUGCUGACAUCUUACAUCCGAAGCAUAACUAUCUUUCCAAAGCGGCAUAUGGUAGCUGAGAGCGGGAGAGACGACGAAUAUACCAGACUUGCUUGUCGGGCUAUGACGUAUGUUGCGACUAGGAUAAUUGACGCCUGUAUCUCAGAGGAUGAGUGGCCAAAUAUGAUGUUGCAGAUGCAGGCUCUUAUAGAUAGGCUAGAGAAAUCCCACAAGGACAGCAGGAUCUGUGAGAUGAGGGAAUUAUUGUCGAAUUUGAACCUCAGUUUCUAGACAUUAGUUUGAAGUUAACGGAGGCAUUUGCUAGAGGCAGAUCCUGAAGAAAUUGAAAAUUCCACUUCCUGUGCGUAAUGAAUGAAGUUGUUGAUGGCGGCUGAUGUAUCGGGACCUUUCCCGCCGGAUGAGGAUAAGCAGGAUCGUGUUCAGAUCUCAAAAGGGCUUCAUG